GGAGGUGAGGGACCUAUGAUGGGCGAUGGGAGGCGGAGGUGAGGGACCUAUGAGGGCGAUGGAAGCGGAGAUCAUCCUGGACGACGACAUUGACUGGGGCUCUGAAGGUUGGUGGGAAGAUGCACCUGCUGAUGAGAACUACAACCCCUUGGGCUACAGGAGCGGCGUGUGGCCUUACGUGAACUCUCGGUGCCCCGCGCGCUCCGAACUCAGCGGCCAGACCCCGUGUGUGUUCGAGUGCCAAGACGAUUACGAGUGCCCUCCCCUGAUGCUUUGCUGCUCAAAUGACUGCGGUCGAGUGUGCGUCACGCCGGAUACUGACCAUGGGCCGACCCGGUGCGGUUGCUCGGCUACUUUUCUCAGCGACUUGGACGAGUAUUUUUCCCCGCCUCCAGACAUCGCAACAGUCGCCAAUUUUGCGUGGAAUGUCCUCCAAGGAAGUUUGUCUCCCUCACUCGAGCCUCAUCUCUUCUUUGGCUCCGUCGUCAAUCGUGACUGGCUCGGGGCAGAUGUACACGACGACUGCACGUUGGAGCUGAGAGCGCAGAGUCAGCAAAUGCACUAUCGUUACUAUGACCCCUUCUCAAUGGAUACCGCAAUGCUGUUUGCCGUCAUUACGAAGCCAAACUCAACCCUAAUGCUACGCGAUAUGACUUACUUCCCCGACAUCUUCGAUCAGCUGGUUGUCAUCAAGGUCGGCGACGUGGAUCCCAUGGGCUCGCUGGACGGCGCUGUUAACCAUCUCAUUGCGGUGGACACUUUGGAUGACCUUGGCACAGCUGUUCAGGAGGCUAAAGGAUACAUCAGCGAAUAUUGCACCUGUGAUGAUGCGCCAGCGGUUGACAGUUCCUGUUUAGAAGUUGGGGAGCCGUGUGACGGAGACUGCGACCGGUUUGCUUUUGUCUGUGACGAAGGAACCUGCCAGCGUGAUUUGCCAGAUAUUGUUCCUACAACAUAUAAGAACUUUUUUGGCGAUUAUGAAGACGAUUAUUUUUACUAUGAUUAUUAUGAUUAUUAUUAUUAUGAUGACUAUUAUUUAAUGAAUAAUCCAGGCGUAAAAAAUGGAAUCGAUCCAAAGAAUCAGAAACACAAAAACGGCUCUCAGCCAAAUGACGGUCAUAUAUUCCCUCCACUUUUCAAGAAGGACAACAACACACAGACCAAGAAGCCGAGCGAGAACAAAAACAAAAAAUCGUUUACCAAGCCGACCACUUGCAGCAAAUCUAUAUACACGGAAUGCGAGGGAUACCUCUCUAAGGAAGACAAGGAUAAGUGCAAAGAGAAGAAGGCGAGGCAAAACUGCACCCAAGCAGACGAAGGCUCUCGGCACAAGAAGCUGGCGAUUUUCGAUGAGGGACCAAAUAGGUAUCUCUAUCGCACGCUGGACUACACAGGUCACUGCGCUGCUGGACUAUUUAGGUGUCCUGGGAUUCCGACUCUGUGCUUGUUUGGCGAACUCCUUUGUAACGGUGAAGAUAACUGCAUGUUCGGGGAAGACGAGGACGAAAGCUUUUGCUCAACACGCGAGUGCUCGGUCACUGAGUUCCGGUGUGCUUCCGGCCAGUGCAUCAGGAGGAGUCAGGAAUGCGAUGGCGAAACGGACUGCUCGGACGGCACUGACGAACACUGCGCAGCUGCGUCCGACUGCCCGGCGCCUCGCACUCACUACUGCGGUGCUGGCGCUUGCAUUAAGGAGGCGUUCUUGUGUGAUAACAUCCUAGAUUGUCCCCAUGGUGAGGACGAGAUGCCCUGUAACUGUACAGGGUUUAAAUGUAGUUCAGGUGAAUGCAUUGAUAAUUACUUCUUGUGCAAUGGUAGACAAGACUGUAGUGAUGGAUCGGAUGAAGCAGAUGUAUGUGCAGGUUUCACUUGUAGCGAAGGCUCUUUUAAAUGUGACAGCGGCGAAUGCAUUCCAGAUUAUAAGGUUUGUGACUGUAGUCCAGAUUGUAGCGACGGAUCUGACGAAAUGGACUGUUCAUCCACCCCAUCAGCCUACUACAUAAGGAGGUGUGAUGAUGGGCACUGUAUCAGUGAAUGGGAUAUUUGUGAUGACUACAUUGAUUGCUCUGAUGGAUCUGACGAAAAAAACUGUACAGAUAAUUCUGAUUGUUAUGGAUUCACAUGUAAUUCAGGCCAAUGCAUAAGCAGUUACAAUAGAUGCAAUAUGCAAGUGGACUGUACAGAUGGGUCUGAUGAAAUCGAUUGUGCAACCUUUAUUUGUCCUUCAUUUAAGUUCCAGUGUGGAACAGGACACUGCAUCUACCUUGACAGUGUAUGUAAUGGACGCGAAGAUUGCGCCGAUGGCAGCGACGAGGUUGGCUGCGAUACUUCUAACAGUUGUGAUGAAUUUCUCUGUUCAUCCGGAGAAUGUGUUUCUGAUUAUCAACUCUGUGAUGGGAUUUACCACUGUGAGGACCGCAGGGAUGAAAGCAUUUGCCAGGCAGUUACAUGCCCAGCCAAUCGUCCUUACAAGUGUGACUCUGGGCAAUGUAUUUAUGCAUCAGAUUUUUAUAAUCCAAGGUGCAACGGAUACAAAGAUUGUCAAGAUGGCAGUGAUGAGAUGGAAUGCACAGACGCAACCUGUCCAGCCGAUAAAUCCUUCCGAUGUCGGUCAGGUGAAUGUAUCUACAGUUUUUGGGUCUGCGAUAGAAUUUUAGACUGCGCUGAUGGCAGUGACGAGAUAGGAUGCGAUUGCUUGUGGUACAGCAUGGUCAGCUGUGAUUCAGGUCGCUGUCUCCCGGAUAACUCUCGCUGCAAUGGUAUCUGGGAGUGUACAAGUGGCAAUGAUGAGAGCAUGUGUACCAAUUUUACUUGUCCAUACCAACGCCCAUUCAAGUGUGGGUCUAAUGUUUGCCUUUCGGAUACUGUUUUCUGCAAUGAAGGAGCUGAUUGUCCUGAAAAUGAGCAGGAAGUCUGCCAAAGUAGAGAGUGUAACUCGUAUGAAAUUCAAUGCGAUUCAGGUGAAUGUGUUUACGGCUAUCAGUGUGAUGGUCGUAUAGAUUGUAGAGACAGAAGCGAUGAAGCUAACUGCCAGGAUUUCUUGUGUCCUGAGAAUCAUUACAAGUGUGGCUCAGGUGAGUGCAUCUGGGAACAUGAAGUCUGUAAUGGAUAUCCGCGCUGUCAAGACGCAAGUGAUGAAACUCACUGCAGUAAUGAAACUUGUCCCGAAUCACGUGGUUUCUAUUGCUCAUCUGGGGAAUGUACUUACAUGCAUUGGAUUUGUGAUGGUAUUGAGGAUUGUGCAGAUGGAAGUGAUGAGACUGCAAUUUGCGAGACAUACUGUCCUAAUAGCUUCAACAUCUGCAAUGAUAGUAGAUGUUUCCCAUCAAAUUGGAUUUGUGAUGGAAUCCAAGAUUGUUUCAAUGGCGAAGAUGAGAAUGACUGCGAAAACUUUAUAAGGGAGUGUAAUCAGGAUCAAUUUAGAUGUUCAUAUGACAACACAUGUAUACCCUCAUGGUAUGUCUGUGACAAUUACUUAGACUGCCCAGAUGGGGAAGAUGAGCAAAACUGUUACUUCGGCUCUACAGUCUCUACAGGGAUAGCCAAGUGAUCCAGAUAAAAAAAAAAAAAAAAAAAAAAAAAAAAAAAAUGGAUGGGAACGAGAAUGGCCUGUAUGUGUUCCAUAUUAGACAUUUACUAAAUUUCUACAAAAUCUCAAGUACUCUCAGCCAAUUCUUCUAGAAUAUGACCUUUUAAAAUUGCUGAGAUAGAAGACCAAUAUAAUAAAAACGAAAUGAUAAUAAGAAAACAAAUGUUGCAAAAAGUAAAAUGUGACUGUCUCUAAUCAAUUAAAAGAUACUUUGGUGAACCUGAGCUCCAGGAUGAUUCAGCAUUAAAUUUAGCAAUUUGCAUAAUAUAUGGAGAGCAUGGGAGAAGCAAUAAUAAGUAAUGCUAAAGUAUACCUUUCAUAAAUUUGGCUUUGAGGAAAAUAUAUAUUUCGAGCUAUUUCUUUAACUUUUUCAAAUAGUAUCAAAUGAGAAUAUGUAUCAUUGGAAAUUAAAAUCAAAAUACAAA
Molecule: messenger RNA, 4014 nt
Organism: Penaeus vannamei (Pacific white shrimp)
Lineage: Eukaryota; Metazoa; Arthropoda; Malacostraca; Decapoda; Penaeidae
Source: RefSeq, a predicted model, not a curated record